AUGUUCUCUUACGCCCUCUCCACAGCAAGCACGUACUUUCAUCUCCCCAUAGAUGAGGAGGAGGACGAGGAUAUCGAGAACUAUGAACGCAAAUAUCUUACAUGGGUAGCAGAGCCCUCUGGCUCAUCCUCAAAACGCGAGCAAUCCACAAAUCCCAAUCAUGACUCUGACGGACGCGGUGCCGCCGUCGUACGCGCUGUACUCGAAAAUGACGACCUUUACGAAAUCCUUGGUGUUCCUAAGUCCGCUACAUUGGACAAAAUGACUCUGCGAAGAGCUUAUCUCUCACGAAGUAGAGCUUGCCAUCCAGAUAAAUUUCCGGACAAUCCAGAUGCAACACAUGCUUUCCAGAAAGUCGCGGUCGCGUAUGAUGUGCUCAGCAAACCUUCCCUAAAACGUGUAUAUGACAACCGAUCACCUUCGUCAAAUUUCGAUGUUUUUGCUACUAGACCUAUGGGCCAUGCUGAAGACACUUUUCGGAGCGUUGUGCUAGGUGCCUUCAACGAUUUUCUCGAUGGCGACCUCGAGGUCAUCAGAACUCUGCUGAAGGCAAUCAAUGACAUCAACCCGUCAAUUAAGCUCGGAGAAGACGGUAUCAACUCUGUUCUUGUUACACUACAAGGCAUCCGCGAGCGAGCGCUAACUUGCCGGACAUGCAUCUACGCUCUACACACCGAGGUGACCCGACUACUUGAAGUGCAGAGUGCUUUCCGCGAGCUGUCAUACUUCGACCUGAUGGGUCGCUCGCGGCUGACUAUCCAGCUGACAAGGAUAACACUGAGCCUGCCGAUAGCUUUGGAGAAGGCACUGCAAGACCAACAGGCGUUCGAGUACGACGACGACGGGAAUGAAAAGGCGAAGGAGAGAAUAUUCCCUCGACAGGUGACACUGCUCAUCAAGGGUGUCGACGUUGCACUAGCAAGAAUGGAGAAGAUUCUCAAGAGAUGA
This is a messenger RNA of Psilocybe cubensis, 948 nucleotides long. RefSeq names its product DnaJ-like protein subfamily C member 5-like protein. Gene Ontology annotation, biological process: cellular response to misfolded protein. The record is from RefSeq and is a predicted model, not a curated record. Gene Ontology annotation, cellular component: endoplasmic reticulum membrane. Lineage: Eukaryota; Fungi; Basidiomycota; Agaricomycetes; Agaricales; Agrocybaceae. The coding region runs from base 1 to 948 and encodes 315 amino acids. Gene Ontology annotation, molecular function: Hsp70 protein binding. The transcript is spliced from 5 exons.